UGUAGACAGCUGAACAAUCGUUAAACCGGUUGUUCAUGCACAUUUUAUUUGUGAUAACUUUCUGUUAAGUGCAAACAGUGCUACGUUUUUGUGCACACAAUAUGAUGAAGCUAUCAUAUUUCAAAAUGGCUAUACAUUGAUAUCUUUUGUGUCAUAAAAUAUUUGUCAAAUUUAAAUUAAUCGGUUAGGCAUUGGAAAAGACAAGCGCAUUCUUACACUGUGUUUUGAAACCGCUCAUAUCAGUAUGGGAGAGGUAAUUUUCAAGAGAGAGCAAGAGGGGCUACACUUACAGAUUGAAGAAGCAUGCCAGGCCGCACAAGAGUUCUCUCGACUUUACUAUGAGACGAUAGACAAGAAAAGACAUCUCCUGACGAAGCUGUAUCAGGACAAUGCCGAGGCUGGAUGGAAUGGGAACAUUCUUAAAGGGAAAGAAGCAAUCCUGAAAUUCUACGAUGAUUUGCCUUCCUCAGAACACAAAAUUGAAUCACUGGACUGUCAGCCUAUGUCAGGACCAAUUUCUGCGGGACAACUCUACAUCAUUGUUAAGACAUUUGGCACUGUGAAGUUUCCUAACAAUGCACUGAAAUCCUUCCACCAGAGUUUUCUGCUCACACCCGAGACAAUAUCUGGAAACAAUUUCUGGAAGAUAGCGCGCGACACCUGCCGCUUCCAAGACAAGUCUGACUCCUGAUUGUACUAUAUUAGUGUCAAAUUUAUGAAACUCAAAAGAAAUGACAAUGCAAAUUGAUUGAAUCUUUAAUUCAGCCUAUGCAAGGCAUAGUAACAAGGAUUGGAGAAUAAUCAGGGCAAUCUUUGUAAGAUCAGGAGUAAGUGAAACCAUUUUUUUGUCUCCAAAAUUGUGUGUAUUGUUACAUAAAUAUGAUUUUUAAUUCUGAUUAUGUGAAUGACAUGUGGUUUUUUAUCAAUGAAAAAGUACACACAGAUCUUAUUGUAAUUUCUCAAUGCAAAUUUAUAAAGUAAUUUUUUUGUAUUGUACAAAUAGUAUUAAGUUGUUGAGAGUACCAUAAUUCAAAUAGUAUGCUGGUGUUCAAUUUCAUAUUUGUUGGUAAUUUUGUUUACCAGGCACCUUAACAUAAAACACAAUCUUUGUUUAAUACAUUUUGUGAACUUUGAUUUAAUUGAUGGAGGGAUAAAUUACUGUAGGUAUUUGUUCCCCAGCAUAUGGAUUCAUUUAAGCUGUUUCAAUACAUCAACAAUAUAUUUUUAACCAAUGUUGAAUGUUUCAGUAUAACAUUUGUGCGUUAUAAAUUGAUGCUAUUAUUGUGUUUUAAAUUGGACCAUAAACUUCUAGCAUACAAUGAGUUUUUAACUUUUUAUGUCUUAAAUGUUUAAAAAAAAUUGUGCACUAAAGUCUAUUUUACACAGUUUGUUGGCAUUUGUUCCAUCUAAUUUGUCAACCUCCACAAAAUACAGAUAAAUAUAGUUCUUAAACUUU
This is a messenger RNA of Dreissena polymorpha, 1456 nucleotides long. RefSeq names its product NTF2-related export protein 2-like. Gene Ontology annotation, biological process: protein import into nucleus. The transcript is spliced from 4 exons. The coding region runs from base 245 to 691 and encodes 148 amino acids. Lineage: Eukaryota; Metazoa; Mollusca; Bivalvia; Myida; Dreissenidae. The record is from RefSeq and is a predicted model, not a curated record. Gene Ontology annotation, cellular component: nuclear pore central transport channel.